This is a messenger RNA of Conger conger (European conger), 5779 nucleotides long. RefSeq names its product Cdk5 and Abl enzyme substrate 1 (gene cables1). The record is from RefSeq and is a predicted model, not a curated record. Bases 121 to 1761 code for a protein of 546 amino acids. Lineage: Eukaryota; Metazoa; Chordata; Actinopteri; Anguilliformes; Congridae. Gene Ontology annotation, biological process: regulation of cell cycle; nervous system development. The transcript has 10 exons. Gene Ontology annotation, cellular component: cytosol.
CUCUUCGAAGAGCGCUCCAUAGUGUUUGUGAUCUGGUAGUGCACAUAUAAAUACGCUCUUCGGUCCCAUUGAAAAACAAACGGCACUCGCCCCUGUAUAUCAGUUUCAAUAGCGCGGACCAUGGCGGCUGCUACCAGCAGCAAUACUACCACAGCCAGUCUACCUAUAAAGCAUUCCAGUAUCGAACAUGCACGAAAGCGCAUAGAUCCACGAAGAAGACAAGCAGCCCUUUCUUUCCUCAGCAAUAUUUCUUUGGACGGACGACCAGUGCAAGAUGACGGCGACAAUCAGGGCGACGAGGACGGUUCCGUUGAGGCAAGGACUAGACAGAGCCUGGUUUCUGCAGAGCGAGCAAUGUAUCCGGCUGGUGCUGCAGCGACGGCGGCCCAGGCACUCGCUGCUGCAAACCAGGCUCUAAUCUUGAACGCUCGAGGGAGUUUCGGGAUAAGUCCGCUCGCAGCCCCUAUUUGUGCGAAUCCGGAAGGCGAUGCAUUCGCCUGCGGGGUACACGCGGCUGGUCAGGCUGUUUUUAGUUCUCCGUUCUCCGCAGUGCCAGCAGCGACAAGGGGAAGGCUGCAGACGUACACUCAGGGAAUUUUACCCGUCACCUUCACCAGGCAAGCAUCUCAGAACUACUGCUGCCUGGAAAGUGGGCAGAUCGGAAACGCUGCCCUGGAACUGCAAAGAUCCAGACGAAGACUCAUAUCCCAGCGCUCUUCCCUGGAAACUCUGGAGGACAUUGAGGAGAAUGCACCGCUGCGCAGAUGCCGAACUUUGUCGGGUUCACCCAGACCAAAGAGCUUCAAGAAGGUCCACUUCAUCAAGAACAUGAGACAGCAUGACACACGCAAUGGAAGGAUAGUCCUUAUCAGUGGCAGAAGAUCCCUCUGUAGUGUAUUAUCUGUCCUGCCUUAUCGAGAUUGUAGCCAAGCAGGGGAGAUGAAACUGGAUGGUGCUGGCCGCCAGCGACACCCCUCGGGCGGGGUCAGCGCCAAGGAGAUGGUGAUCGGGCUGGAGGGUGUAGAGCUGGGCGCUGACGGAAAGACGGUGUCCUACACCCAGUUCCUCUACCCCACCAACUCCCUCAGUGGCCGCAGGAACACCAUCGACUCCACCUCCUCCUUCUCGCAGUCCCGCAAUGCCAGCCACCGUAGCCUCAGCCUGGGUCGUGCCAACAGCAACCAGAGCAGCAUCGACACAGGGAAUGAGAUGGGAGACUGCUUUGAAUACGACCCCAAUCUGCUUGACGACCCUCAGUGGCCUUGCGGGAAACACAAGAGGGUGUUGAUCUUCCCAUCAUACAUGACGACGGUCAUAGAGUACGUCAAGCCCUCCGAUCUCAAGAAAGACAUGAAUGAGACCUUCAAGGAGAAGUUCCCUCACAUCCGACUGACCCUCAGCAAGAUCAGAAGCCUGAAGAGGGAGAUCCGAAAGCUGGCCCAGGAGGAGUGUGGCUACGAGGAGCCCACAGUUGCCAUGGCUUUUGUCUAUUUUGAGAAGCUGGCACUGCGAGGCAAGCUGAACAAGCAGAACCGCAAGCUGUGUGCUGGUGCCUGCAUGCUGCUCGCCGCUAAGAUCGGCAGCGACCUCAAGAAGCAUGAGGUCAAGCACCUAAUAGACAAACUGGAGGAGAAGUUUCGAAUGAAUAGACGGGAGCUGAUUGCCUUCGAAUUCCCCGUGCUGGUGGCUUUGGAGUUCAACCUGCACUUGCCAGAACACGAGGUCAUGCCCCACUACAGACGCCUUCUGCAGAGCUCCUAGCGCUGGCUCCCAAUCAGGAGAGCUGCCCUCUUCUGAUUUAUGAGGUCACCAAGGCUCUGUCUUCUGAUUUUGAGGUCACCAAGGCUCUGUCUUCUGAUUUUGAGGUCCCCAAGGCUCUGUCUUCUGAUUUUGAGGUCCCCAAGGCUCUGUCCUAUUCUGUUUAUGUGCAUCCUGAGGCUCCAUCCUCUUGGAUUGUUCCAUCCUCACUUGAUCUAGAGCUCCACAAGAACCCACUGUAUGCAGAAACCCUUUUCCUGGAGUUUCCACCCGCUCCAGAUCACAGAUUCCCAGAGAAGCCCUACCCACAAAUCCCUGCCCUUUUCUGGGUUACAUGCUUUUGAGACUGUAUAACUUCCACUCACCUCUCAGAAUAACAGUUGGGAAAGUAUUUGUUGAACAAAUUUGUUCUGAUAUUUGGAGAAUGAACAAACAGUGGUGCAAGAUUUGACAAGCUGACCAUCAUUUGACUGUUUCCCUUUUUUAUUGUGCACUUCUUUUAUUCAGGAAUUGGCCUUGUAUGUUUUUAACAUUCUUACGGAUUUUCUUUCAAAUGGUGGUGUGGUAAGGAAUUUACAGAUUGCCGAGUGGUGAAUGUGAUCACUCCUUUAAAUUUUAAAUUUUAAGAAGCAGCAUUUUAAGCUGGGAAUAAGUCAUAGAUUCUUCUUCACCAGCAAGCCAAUGUUUUGUGAACCCUGGGCCAGAUUUACUAAAAAACCACACACUACACACAUAGUCCAAUGUUUAAUCCACUUGCAGUUGUGACAUUAGCAAUCACCAAUGAACCAUUAACUCUUUUCACGUUAGCACCCUUUUACUUAUAACCAAUAAACUAGCAACAUGCACCUUAACAAAACAUCCUGUUCUCACUGGUAGCAGGGUUGCAUUCCCACGUAAUACAUAACUCAGUAGAUGGUACCUUACCUUGAACAAUACCAUUUAAAAUACAGGAAAAGAUUGCCACAUGUACACUGAAGAAAUACAACUGCAGUACAUAAGAAGAUAAAAGAUAAACGCUAAGUCUAAGAUGCAUUAAAAUAAAUGUGCUAGCAUUAUGUGAAGCACAGCUGACUAAAGGAAAAAAACCUUCUAAGGAAAAAAAAAAAAAAGAAAGAAAGAUUAAUCCAAUGUAUUCAAGAUAUCACACAUAUGGUCAGCAUUAUUACAUAUGUUCAGGAUUUUUAUUUCACAUCACAGCCUAUGUAUUGUCAAAUGUUAUUGAGAUAACGGCAAAUUCCAUAACUGCUUAAACCAUUUUAGGGGAAGGUUUCAUGCACCACAGAAUGUAUUAUAUUGAUUAAUAUGGAUUAGAAUUGUAUAGCAUGAGAUGUGAGCAGGCUUUAACAGAUGCAAAUUUAUGGUGUAGCAUUGCAGGACUAAUGAAAAUGUUUUUAUUUGUGAUAAAACAAAAUGAUAGGUUUAUGUCUAGCCUCAUGUGCUCCACCUAUUUAUUUUCUGUGUAAAUUAGGUAAAUUUAUGCACUAAAAUCAUUUGACCAGCUUUUGCUAUCAGUGCGCGAUUUGAAGGUGCAGUCUUCUUAUAAAACAAAAAGGCAUACAACUGUUGUCUUGCCAGAAGACUGAAAGGAAAAAAAGUCACUGUAUUUAGUGAAAUCUACGUUAUCUUUGUUGAGGUAGUAAUCCAAAGAUAUUGUUUAAGUGACUGAAUAAUGAAUCUCAAAAUUAGCCAGUGCCGUGAUUCAUUUCAUAAGUUAUGAAACGUACCUUGAAAUUUUUUUGUGGAAAAAUGUAAUUGCAAUUAACAUUAAUCUAUCAUGACAAAGUGAACUAUACGAGCUUGAGACAGACUUGCUCAAUGCAGACGAUCUAAAUCAAACAAUAAGUACAAGUAGCCAAGAGCAUGAAUGCUCAUAUUCAUAUACUUUUUCAUUUAAGUUUCCUGCCUGGUUACUUCAGCAGGAGAAAUGAUCUGCUCGUCAGCCAUGACAUUACACAUAUUGUGCUCUGGGUAUUUUGCAUUUAAUAUAUCCACUAAGAUAUGAUGUUUGUCCUUAACUAGGGUCUUUGUAAAUUUGAAUGGUGCUCAUAGUGUAGACAAUAUUCCAGUUAUACUGAGUUCACCCCAGUAAUACAUUGAUUUGUAAACAAUAACAUGCAUAAAUCUUUAGUGAUUCUGUACCCACAUCAGUGUUUGUUUGUACAUACAUGUACUGCAACUCAUUUGUAUUCCCCUGGUUUGCACUAUGCUAAUGUUCACGACUCUCACACAAACUUUUAGUAAAUAUUGGCCCUCCUGUCAUUUUAUUUUUAUUUUUUAUAUGACAAUUAUACUUUUCUUUUUGUUCUUUGAUGCCAAAUUUGUAGCCAAAGGUUGACUGAUUGUUAUUGUUGAGUGUUUAUUCUUGUAAUGUAUAAGUUCUCAUUAAUAGUCUGACGUGAUGAGUUACCUUUGAGCUCUUAUGAAGGUGAGCCGCAUUGAAGGCUGUGAAUGUAGCUAUAUUGGAUGCGACUGUUAUCUUCCAAGGUGACUAUUUUUGUGUGCAUAUUCCGCUUUCAACUUCUCUUGGCUAAAUGUGCACUUUUUAUGGGUACCAUGGAGAUGGAUGUUGCCUGCUGAGAUCCAGGUUGGGGGUGCAGAAGUGUUUCAUAAUUAACGGCAAAGUUUCAAAACUGGCUUGUCAUUUAUUUUGGCUUAGCUGAACAAAUCCCUUCGGAUUCAUCUAGGUUGUCUCGAUGUAAGUCUCCCACGUUAAUCACAGUGUUUUCACUGUAUAUUUCAUGGUCAUUCCAGUCUUCAUAGCCAGCAGCUUUACUUCCGGAUUGGUGGUUUAGUGGUAGGCGCAUUUUUACAGGGGAAAAAUUGCUGAAUGUUUAGUUAUGGGGAUUUCAUACAGUAUAGUACAUUUCAGUACUCAAACUUUUCUACUGGCUUUCCAAGCUUCAUUUGAACACGUGAAGGCUAGAACUGCUGUUGUGUGAGUUUGAUCCUUAGCCUGUGCUCUAUGUUAGAGUGUAUUAUCAGCACGUUUAUGGUGCUAAUCUCAAGCAGGGGCAGAAACUGAGCUUAAGGGUGCAUAGCUGAUGGCCAGCAAUGAGGGUAUGGCCAAUUGACAGGGCUCUGUGUCUUAUCUGAUGGGUGAAUGCACUGUAAUGUCAUUCACCACAGUGCCCUAUGUGUUUUCCUUCCUUCAUUUGAUCGGAUUUAAUGGAAUCCCAAUCCUAAAGUUGUAAGUUCAACAAAGACAGUUCCAGGUAGAGCAAACCCCUGCUUACUUCUCCAAAAGGACAGAAGAUUACCUGAUUUUGGGAAUUUCAAUUGCAGAUCAGUUAUGACAAUGAUGUACUUCACACUAGCAACCCAUCAUUACUAUAUUAUGAGGUAAAUUGUGGGCAUGCUGUAUUUUUAGUUCAGAGCAACUGAAAACCGUUCAACUAAGUUUGUAUCAUUUACCAUACACCAGUCCUGUUCUUCACUGGUAGGGUUCUGUUAGUGGCUUAUACAAUCAUAAUCUAUAAUCAGUUAUUUUCAGAAUAUUCUGUUUCAAAAUGCCAAAUUCUCUCUCUUCCUUUUGAUAAGGCCCGCAGUAUUGGUAGGCGGUGCUAAGAUCACCAUGUAGGGCUUUGAGUUUGAUCUUACAACUUGAGAGUGCUGUCUGCAGCAUCUUUUCUGCGAGCAUUGUUUAUUUUUCAUAACUGUGUGGUAGAGGCUUGGAGAGUAACAGCCUGCCGGCUGUGUGCUAAACACUCUUCCACAUAGGGCACAGCUUAUUAAAGUGUGAAUGUACGUGGUCAGCUUUCUCCUGAAUUCAAAUCAGAGCUCUUAAGAGAGAACAUGACAGAGAUUGCACACAGUGAUGUAAAUUAUUCCUAAGAAUCUUAAAAGAGCCUGACUUGUGAAGUAUCUCACUGCUUGGCCCUUUAGACAAGAGUUGGCCCCUGGGUGUGCACUUUAGGAUUUGUGAGGAAGCAAAUUGAUUUUCAAUUUCUUGAAAAUACAAAAUAUCUGUGUGUGUAAAUAGGCUUAUUUGCUUGUAGAAUAAAAACAAGGUGUUGAAAUGGUU